Magnolia sinica is the source of this 1516-nucleotide messenger RNA. Its product is annotated as F-box protein At5g49610. NCBI's taxonomy places the organism in Eukaryota, Viridiplantae, Streptophyta, Magnoliopsida, Magnoliales, Magnoliaceae. Bases 275 to 1384 code for a protein of 369 amino acids. The transcript has a single exon. Gene Ontology annotation, molecular function: protein binding. The record is from RefSeq and is a predicted model, not a curated record.
UCCACUAGCAAAAUCCCUCUUUUCUCAUACCUCUGGCCCUCAAUCCCUCCGAUUUCUGAGAAAUCCGAAUCAAAACCCAUCUGAAGAUCCCCAAAUCACGAUCUUUGUCGCUCCUAAUUUCCAUUGCCAGAUCAUGAUCUUUCUCGUUUACACACCGCCCCCGAAUCCCAGAUAUCGUAUUUUCUCCGACACCCAUUUCAAGCUCGUCUGAGCAGAAUCCAAAACCCCCCUUUCAUUUCAAUCCUAAGAAACGUCAAUUUCUCUGCGAAAUCGGAUGAAUCCAUCCGAGAUUCCAAAUGGGUUUUUCCCAGAUGAUGUGAUUCUUCAGAUUCUCGCGAGAUUGCCUGUGAAAUCCCUCUUCCGAUUCAAAUCCGUCUGCAAGUUCUGGUGCAGAUUGCCCGGUGAGAAGUUCUUCAUUCAGCUCUACAAUGAAAUCUCAUCGAAAAAUUCGAUGGUUUUGGUCGAGAUUAGAAAAUGUUCUUUGUCGGGUGUGUCCAAUUUCGUCUGUGUUGAUCGAUCGAGCUGUUAUUCCGAGUUCUCAUUGGGUUUUUUGAAUGAUAGGGUGAAAGUUAGAGCCUCUUGCAAUGGGCUCUUGUGCUGCACCAGUGUCCCGAAUCGCAGCAUCUACUACGUCUGUAAUCCGAUGACGAGAGAGUGUAGGAUGCUUCCUAGAAGUCGAGAAAGACCCGUCAGUCGAUACCAUCCAGACAACGAGGCCACCCUCGUAGGAUUGGCAGCGGACCAAUCCGCUCGAAAAUUCAACGUUGUUUUGGCAGGUUUCUACCGUCCAUUUGGCCGCAGGCCGCUUGAUUGCCUGAUUUGUCAGGUGUUUGAUUCUGAGACUAAUGCGUGGAAGCGGUUUGCUUCUUCAUGCCACGAUGAAUUCACUCACAUGAAUCGGAACCAAGCUGUUUUCGCGUGCGGGUCUAUCCAUUGGUUGACAUAUGCCUGUUUGUAUGUGCUUGUUCUGGAUUUGGGCAAUGAGGUUUGGAGGAAGAUCCGUUUACCUGAUGAAAUUGCGAAUGGUCCUAGUACCCGGGUUUAUUUGUUGGAAUUGGAAGGGAAGGUUUCCGUGAUUCAGAUUUCUGGUGUUUGGAUGAGUAUUUGGGUGCUGGUGGAUUAUGAGAGAGAGGAAUGGGCCAUUGUGGAUAGAGUGAGCCUAAGGUGUAUCAAAGCGUCCAUACGAAGUGCAUUCCCGAUAAGUCAGACCAGAGAUUUUGUUUUCUUGGCAACCCAAAAUCAGAUAUUGGUAUAUGGUCGGAAGAAUAAAGUGUGGAAGGUUGUGUAUUCGGUGAUGGGAACCGUUGCAUAUCCGUUGUGGUUCUCAGCUUAUGCUUUCAGAAGCACACUGCUUUCUUGCCAUGGAAGUCUUGAGAAUCCUUAGAGAAUUUGAUGCAGAUCUCCAUUUCUGAUCCAUUUCUGAGGUUUGCUUUGUAUAUUCCUUUUUUUUUUUUUUUUUUUUUUUUUAAAUGUAAAUAGCUAUUUAGCUGUAAAUGGUACUUUCCCGUAACUUUGC